Suillus subalutaceus is the source of this 339-nucleotide messenger RNA. RefSeq lists its product as uncharacterized. NCBI's taxonomy places the organism in Eukaryota, Fungi, Basidiomycota, Agaricomycetes, Boletales, Suillaceae. The record is from RefSeq and is a predicted model, not a curated record. Bases 1 to 339 code for a protein of 112 amino acids. The transcript has 2 exons.
AUGACGAGAGGAAAGGGAGUUGGAGUCCGUGCUGACCGAGGCGUGAAUGGAUUGAAUGGAAUACCAAGCUUCGUGAUUCGUGAUCCACAAAACUUUCAUGCAGCAACACCUCAAGAUCAACUAGUUGAGCUGCGACAAUGUCUCAAGGCACUGCCACCGGACAUUCCUGUUCCACCGGCAACAGAAUCCAAGUACAAGUUCUCCGACUUCAGCCCAGAUGCUGAAUGGACUAUAGACAUUGGCGAGGCUGGUGCUGUCAACCGAGAGUUAGAAGUUAUUCUUUCGACGGUGAAGAUUUCGAUGCUGCCAGUAUCAUCAAUCUCAAUUCCAGGAAACUAG